CUAUCAUUUGGAGUCUACCGGUAAACUUGUAUAUGCCACUCAUGAGGGAUCAAAUGUCUGACCUCAGGAGUCAGGGCUUGAUUUUCGCUGCAUCAGUGAGCGGUCGCAGCGGGUCGCAGAGACGUCGUCUACUAGAUACCUUCAACUUUGUAGGUACAUCACAAGUUACUAUGGUUUCUAUCAGUGUUGGACUAAAUCAUGCAUUAUCAGCCUGUGCAAAGCUUCCCCUAACUCUGGUCUGCGGGGGGUCCUGCGUCACUGCCUGUCUCUGCGCUGCCAUGGGCCCUGCAGGAGCUCAUCAACUUGUACAGAAAAGUGACCCUACAGUUUCAGUCGGGUUUCAGUCGGAGGCAAAAGCAUUGAGCCAUAAUGCAGGACGUCAGAAUAGCUCUGCGUUGGAAGAGCAGGUGCUGAUUAUGUGAACAGCUCUGUUCCAACCCGCUGUCCGCAUUCAAUUGUUCUCUUGUCACAAAAUCGGAAGUUGCUCAGAGCAAAGGCGGCGUUGAAGAACCGCCGCGACCAUGGCGGACCCCCUUGCAAUCCUAGAUUUGUGCCUAAACAUCAUGGAUAGGUUGCAAGCCGCAGCAAGGGCGGUGGAGUUCUCAAAAAAGCAAUGCAUUCGGGCAGCAACUAGAGUGGCCGAGUACAAACACCGUCUGGUGGAGUGGCGGCGCCAUCGGCUUGGAGAUCCGGGCUCUGAUUUGCUACAGCGGAUGCAUGCCUUGCAAAGGUUGGAAGCCACGCUGCGGGAGGGGAUCCUGCUGAUAGAAACGUUUGGGAAGCAACGGUACCUGAUCAGGCUGCUCCAUAGAGACGUGAAUGCAGAGGGGUUUGAGACGUUCCAUCAGAACCUGGACGAGUGCAUCAGGGACAUCACGCUCGAUGUCGUCAUGGAGGCAGCUGCCGCGGGGAGGGCGCACGAGGCGGAGAGGGGGCUGAGGGAACAAUGUGCCAGGGAGGACAGGCAGGAGCUCAAGCAACAGAUGCUUGAGCUCAAAGAAAAGUUGUUGUCUGAGGCUGGGCACAGACGGAGCGAGCAGGACAGGAACCAAGAGAAGCUGGCGCAGGAGAUAGUCAAUCGGCUUGAUGCACGUGCAUCGGAGCCUGGCCAAGAUCUGGCCGUCCUCCAAUUGAAGAGGCAAGACGUCCAGUACGAAGGGUGCUUAGUGCUUGGACAUGGGGGGUUUGGUAUAGUGUACCGGGGCCGGUAUCUGAAUGACGAGUGGGUGGCUGUAAAGGCGGUGGAGUGCAACCGGCCGGCGGCUCAGGGAAAAGUAAUCAGGGCUCUCAUGGAGGAAGCCAGGCUGUGCUUUAAGGCAAGGCACAGUCGAGUGGUGCAGCUUCUAGGGGUCUGCACGGACGAGUCGCCGUACCUUUUGGUUAUGGAGUGCCUUGCCGGAACUCUAGAGAAACUCAUGAGAAGGCGGCCGUCUCCUCCUUUCAGUGUGGCGGAGAGUGUGGGGAUACUGCUGCAGAUCGCAGAGGGCGUUCAGUUCCUGCACAGGCAGGACAUAGCCCACCGAGACCUCAAACCGGCAAACAUCCUUGUUGAGGAUCUAGACGCGGAGCAUAUCAAAAUCAAGCUCUGUGAUUUUGGCCUGGCCAAGGUCAAGCGGGAGACUUCUCUUGCCACGUCAAAGGUGGGGACUGGUUGCUACCGUGCACCAGAGUGUCAGUCAGACGCAGCCGGCAGAUACCAGGCACGAGCAGCUGACAUCUAUAGCUUUGGCGUGACGACCUAUGAGGUGCUGACUGGGGAGUGGCCCGCCGACCUCGUGACUCAACUCGGACGAGCAGCGGCAAUCGCAAAGAUGGUAGAAACCGUCCGCUCCGCGUGCGGCGCUGAGCUUGCAAAUCUUGUGAGCGAUUGCUGCCAGCACGAACCAAACUUGCGGCCGGCUAACUUUGGCUUUGUCUGCACGAGACUCAAGCUGGCAAGGGACAGCCUCCUGGAUCCGGUCGGGCUCGCGCGCCGCUUACAGGACAGCGUCCACAUUGGCGAGGCCGUUGAGGCUGACUCUCUUGCGUCCCCCUCAGGGGUUGCAAGCGAGACCUCGAGGAGCGGUGGCGCUUCAUCGGCGCACGCUGACCAGGUCGGAAACUUGUCCCAGCCGCCAUCCUACAAGACACCGGCAGCUUCUCCACGGUCAACCCUGCAGCCUGCAAUCAGUAGUAGAGAAGAAAGGGAGCGGGCCGCUUUCGAGACGUGGAGGAAGACUGUCGGGAGCGACGGAGAGGCGACGUGGGAGCGCUUCUGGGAGCUGUUCGAGGGCGACCUCCACAUCUGGGACGACGAAGAACGAGCCCGGUUCCAGGACCAGGUUUGCCGUAGCCCUGUUGCCCCGACAAUCAAGAGAGCGGAGUGGGUCCGGGCGGUUGGCUCGAGCGCGAGCGCGAUUGACUUCUGGAAGAGCGCGAAGCAGAGGAGGUGGUCGCCUGCGGGCUUGGCGCGGGGACAAACGGACGGGCAGUGGACCCACAAAGUCGAGGCGCCCGCGGGCGCGUUCAUUGUCCAGUGGAAGGGGAAGACGGGCAGUGGGCAGUGGCUGGAUCUGCUAGGAAUCGCGGACGCUGGGGCGGGCAAAACACUCCCCGAGCAACCGGACGGGUUCGCUCGAGUGACUGGGAGGGCAGGUGGCUGGCUGACCAACUUCAUGGGCGUUGGUGCCGUCCGUGACUCGCCGUGGGAGGAUUCCGGAGAGCGGGCCGGCUUGACCCCGAGCAGCAGAGUCGUGGGCUACCAGAUGCGGGUGACCGGUAGUUACGCCGAGACGGUUCGGUUCCUGUUUGCAGAGCCAGUCCGGACUGUUUGA
Molecule: messenger RNA, 2813 nt
Organism: Klebsormidium nitens
Lineage: Eukaryota; Viridiplantae; Streptophyta; Klebsormidiophyceae; Klebsormidiales; Klebsormidiaceae
Source: the annotation of a GenBank genome assembly